UAGCAAGUUGUAAACACUUUCCAUUGAUAACUCAAUACCAAGAGACCUCCAUUUUCUGGAUGAGGACACUGAGACCCAGAAAUGUGAAAUGAUCCAUGGUCAUGCAACUGGAAAGUGGCAGAGUCCAGGGCAAACCAGUUACUCAGCCCCACCAAAUAACUCCUGUGGCUCCCAGGCCUGGCCAGAUCUUGCGGGUUACCCGGAUGAAGACACACCAGUGCAGAGGACUUUUAGGAGCACUUUACAAUCAAGUCAAUGCAGGGCAGGAUAUUGUACAUCACUGCCUGGAAGAAGGCCAAGCACUCGGUGUCACCCUUAGCCUGGCACUCCUGAACCACCCAGGUUAGAGAAGGGAGGCAGGUGGUACCAGAUGCUGGGUGUGGCCUGAGGCUCUAGUCACCCAGAGGUGACUUUUGGGUGUGUCACCCAGUUCACUGAGCUCAGAGUCCUGCCCCCUGCCCUUUCUGGAAGAAACAGCCAGGCUUUCCGUAAACACUUGGAGGAGUGGACGCUAAUCCACCCGGAGCUUUUGAAACUGCUCCCAGAGGUUGAACUCAGACUAUCUACAGAAUUCUCAGUACAAGGCCAGAGAGCCAUUGCAGUGGAUAGCAGCGGCGGCCAAGCCUAAAGACCCAAGUUCGCUCCCUGGGACGCACACGGUAGAAAGUGAGAACUGAUUCCCACAGGUUGUCCACUGACCUCCACACACUCAAACACAUCCACAUACAACAAAUAGUAAGUGUAACAAACUUUUGAAAGAAAACAACAGGGGCACUAACAAAAAGGAGUAGGGCGUGGCUGUCCAUGUCUGUCUCAGCACUCUGGAGGUGGUUUGAGGAUCACCAGUUCAAGGUCACCCUCUAUUUUGUAGGGAGUUCAAGGCCAGCCUGGGCUACUUGAGACCCCAUCACAAAAAAAAAAAAAAGAGGAAGAAGAGGAAGAUGCAUGCAGCCAGCCACGGUAGGCCCCACACGGUGCCAGCCAUGCACUUUUCUAGGGUCCUUUGGCCCAUAGCUUCGCGCUUGCUCACGAACUUGCCAGCUGGGUGGCGUAUCCAUCCCCUCCUUCCACCGUGCCUUCCCCCGGCUGCAGCCUCUUACUGGCCGUGACUGCGCAUGCGUGCCGACGCCCCCUCCAGCCCCGGAUGGGAGGAGGGGGAUGGAAGUGAGGUUGGGCCCCGCGGCUUUGCUGGUCUCCUCCUCUCUCUCCUUCCCUCGGGCGGCGUCUCUCUCGGCGCUCACAGGGCGGUGCAGAUCCGAAGGUUGCAAGAUGGCACACAGGUUUAGCUGAGACGGGAGGGUUCCGGAGCCCCACCCCCGGGAAGAGGCCGCCCUGCAGGUCUCCUUGUCCUCUGAGGUUCCCAGUUCUAUACCAGGGAUGCGAUUUAUCGACCAGAAGGACAGGGUGGACACCGCAUCCAUGGACUGAGACUAAAGGCUCUCACCCCUGUCUCCAUGAACCUGGUAAUCACCGGCUUCUUCCUCGCCCUCUGCUCUGCUGCCCCUGGUUCCUCUGCCAGCAAGAUGCUGGGUGGAAGCUUGAAUUCCGAGGCCAGGAUCUCGGAACCUAGUCUCACUUGCCAGGACCCAGUGACCAAAGGAGUUCCCCACCAGGACCUGCUGAAACUCAGCCAGCCCGGUGCAUCUGGGAGCGUGCCCUCCCGGCCCCGCCGGCGGCCCCCACCCCAGCGCCCGCACCGCUGCCCGGACUGCCCCAAGGCUUUCUCGUACCCGUCUAAGUUGGCCACGCACCGGCUAGCCCACGGCGGCACCCGCCCGCACCCGUGCCCCGACUGCCCCAAGGCUUUUUCAUACCCGUCCAAGCUGGCCGCACACCGCCUCACGCACAGCGGAGCUCGCCCGCACCCCUGCCCGCACUGCCCCAAGGCCUUCGGCCACCGCUCCAAGCUGGCAGCACACCUCUGGACCCACGCGCCCGCCCGCCCCUACCCGUGCCCCGAUUGCCCCAAGUCCUUCUGCUACCCCUCCAAGCUGGCGGCCCACCGCCACACGCACCAUGCCACCGACGCCCGCCCCUACCCUUGCCCGCACUGCCCCAAAGCCUUCUCGUUUCCCUCCAAACUGGCGGCCCAUCGCCUGUGUCACGACCCCCCAACUGCGCCCAGCAGCCAGACCACUGGCAACCACCGAUGCUCCAGCUGCGACCAGGCCUUUGGCCAGAGGCGCCUCCUGUUAGUUCAUCAACGCAGCCACCACCAGUCCGAGGGCCAGGGAGAGAGGGAGUGAGCAGUGGGUCCUCACACCCCCUCGGCCUCCAUCACGUGUCAAUAAAGACCUGGAAUUUCUAA
This is a messenger RNA of Peromyscus californicus insignis, 2308 nucleotides long. It is a transcript of the gene Znf575, whose product is annotated as zinc finger protein 575. The record is from RefSeq and is a predicted model, not a curated record. Lineage: Eukaryota; Metazoa; Chordata; Mammalia; Rodentia; Cricetidae. Gene Ontology annotation, molecular function: RNA polymerase II cis-regulatory region sequence-specific DNA binding; DNA-binding transcription factor activity, RNA polymerase II-specific. The transcript is spliced from 4 exons. Gene Ontology annotation, biological process: regulation of transcription by RNA polymerase II. The coding region runs from base 1455 to 2246 and encodes 263 amino acids.